Molecule: messenger RNA, 1401 nt
Organism: Bombyx mandarina (wild silkworm)
Lineage: Eukaryota; Metazoa; Arthropoda; Insecta; Lepidoptera; Bombycidae
Product: dynein axonemal assembly factor 4
Biological process (GO): cilium movement; outer dynein arm assembly; inner dynein arm assembly
Molecular function (GO): protein binding
Source: RefSeq, a predicted model, not a curated record
GUUGUAAUACUAACAUUAUUGUGGUUUAAAUAUGCCGAUAAUUGUUAACGAUUUUACUUGGACACAAACUGAAACUACAGUUCAUAUUAGGAUCCCAUUAAAUCCGGGGAAACAUGAUAAAGUAGAUUUGUUUACCACGGACUCUUACAUAAAAGCGCAUUUUAAACCAUUUCUUUUCGAAGUCUUCCUACGAUACGAUGUUAACAUCAGCAAAAGUAAAUGUAUUAUUAAUGACGACGAAAUUACUUUGGAUUUGAUAAAAAACAAUGAAGAACUGUGGGAUAGUCUAGAAAAGAAUUUGAGUAAAGAAGAAAAAAAGGUUCUAAGGGAUGAAGUUUAUAAAAAGAGCCAAGAAAGGGCAAAAGAAGAUGCGGAAAACAGAUCUAUUAAAAAAAGUCAGUUAGACAGGUUUACAGUACAAAGAGCUAUGGAUUUAGAUACAAAACAACAUGCUCUGAUGGAUUCCAGAAGAGAUCACGAGAGAUAUCAAGCUAUGAAUGCUUUGGAAGAGUGGAGACAACAGACAAACAAGAAUGAUUAUGAUGUAAGUGAAAGCGGUGUUAAAAUUACCGAACUGUCAGAGAAUGAGCCUGUAAAAGUAAAAAUAAGUACAGAAAAAGCACAAUCAAAAGUGCGACCCCAAGCUACAACCCCAAGAGCACCUUUGAAGACACCUGUGAAGUCGGAAUUUGUAGAAAAAAAGAAGAAAGAAGCAGCAACUAGAGUUUUACCGAAAUUGAGGCAAACCGCGCACUUGGAAAUAACUCACACACCCAGAUCAUUUCCAACACCGAGCAGAGAAUCCACAGCAGAGGAAGAGCAGACUUGGUUGAAGAACAUCACCAUGGCUCGUAGAGCUACAGGUUUCGUAUCGGAAGACUUAAGGCCAGAGGAACAAGACCCUCAGUGGUGCAAAGAGAAGGGAGACGAAUUCUUCCGCAACGGUAACUUUUUGGGAGCAAUCAGUGCGUACACUCAUGGCAUUAAGUUGUCCGCGAAGUUGCCCAGUUUGUAUUCGAACAGGGCUGCUACGCAUUUCGCCCUUGGAAAUUUUAAUAAAUGCGUAAACGACUGCUCCACGGCGUUAGACCUCUUGAAGCCGGCGUGUGAAGGGAACCGUCAGAGUCGAGCUAGAUGCAUCGCGAGAAGGGCCGCGGCUCUGGCCAGACUCGGCUAUCUGAACAAAGCCAUUGUGGAAAUGAAAGCGGCCAGUAGAUUGAUACCCGAUGACCAAAAAAUUAAGAAGGAUAUUUACGACAUGGAAAGAGCUUGGGAACAAAAUCCGGAUUCCGAUUGAAACUAAUUUCUUCUAUUUAUUAAGGCUCUUUGAAAUUUCCAAAGACUUUCAAUUCGGAAGGUAAAUGAAACAAUUUUUUGCAAAAAAAACCGUAGUAUAAUUAU